CUUGAGACGAGACAUAAUUCAAUUAUGCUUGUCAAAUGACUUCAGUCUUCGGUGCCAUUACUACGUUUCGCGGUGCUGCGGCUUGUCUUGAGUAAUUAAUCGGGCUUACCUUUCUCCAGCCAACUUGGAGUACUCCAAACAGACGAGACGUGGCAGUAAUGGCACGGAUUUUCAGAAUUUGAAGUACGUUGACCAACUGUGACGUCGAGGAUUUGAAAAACCAGCUAUAAUUUGAAUGCGUUUACGCUGAGUUCUCUCCGACCAUUCCUUACGCUCUUUCUAUCAGCCAUGUUACAAUUUCCCGACCUGCCCCUUCCUGACAGUGCGCGGCUCGUUGUUGGCGCCAUAACUUGUCUUGGUGUGAUAGGAGUGUUUUCUCUGGCUUAUCUUCCUCAAUCGAUCAAUGGCCUUCCUCUCCCACCUUCCCCUUCCACUUGGAAACUUCGGGGACACUUUCUGCCGCCUCGCAAAUCAUUUCUUACCAUAGCGGGUUGGAUUGAUGAGCACGAUUUCGUGGUGAUUGGCCGCUACAGAGCCGCUAUGGAUAUCAUGGAGAAUCAGGGUGCAGCGCUAGCUGACCGUCCUCGUAUGAUUGCUGCUGGAGAGAUAUUUAGCGGCGGACAGGGUCUCACCUCUACACCCUUUGGGGAGAAGUUCCGCCUAAAGCGUAGAGCACUUCACACGCACCUCCAGCCUAAAGCAGCCGAAGCUUAUCAGCCCCUGCUGAUGUCACAUGCGAAGAACCUGGUCCUCGACAUUCUUGAUGAUCCACAUAACUUCCAGAACCAUGUGAUAACUUUUUCUUCGACGACAAUGAUGAAAGUUGCAUAUGGGACCACUACGCCCACUUCUGCGACUGAUCCCCUAGUCAGGGAGAUGUACCAACUCAUGAAGGUGGUCAGUAAACUCCUGCGCCCUGAUGCCUACUACCUGGUGGACUCGAUCCCAUGGCUCAAACACAUUCCUUGGUAUGGCCAAGAAUUGAAACAGGGGUUUGAGAGGAGCAAGAGGCUCCACACUGGUCAGCUGAACCGAGUAAAAGAGCAAAUGCGAAGCAAUGCGGACAUUGGUCCUUCGUUCACGAGGUUUAUGUUAGAGAAUAGCGAUCACUAUGGUUUGACGGAGGUCGAGACGGCUUUUCUCAGUGCUGCCUUCUUUGGAGCUGGUUCCGAUACAACUACUUUGGCCAUGUGCAUAGUGCUCCUGGCAGCCGCAUGUUUCCCCGAGGAGCAGGGUAAAGUUCAAGCUGAGCUUGAUGCGGUCAUCGGAAGCCACCGAGCACCAACUUUUGCCGACCAACAAUCCCUUGUUCGUCUGCGUGCCUUCAUAUCUGAGGCUUUGAGAUGGAGACCUGUUGCUCCCAAUGGAGUUCCUCAUCGAACAACCAAAGACGUGAUUUGGGAGAACUACUGCAUUCCAGCUGGCACUACAGUAUUCGGCAACACUUGGUCCAUCUGUCGAGAUCCAGAAGUCUUUCCCGAGCCUGACGCGUUCAAGCCUCGACGCUGGAUCAACGACCAAGGCUGCCUGAAAGAUGAUCUAACUAAUUUUCUUUUUGGGUUUGGUCGGCGCGUGUGCCCCGGACAACAUGUCGCGAACAGAUCGGUGUUUAUAAGCACGGCCCUGAUUCUUUGGGCCUUCCAGCUCACCCUCGAUCCUACACAGCCGUUGGAUGACACGGGCUUCAUGAAUUCGGAGAAAACACACCGACCGUGCUCUAUUAAAUUCAAGUUGAGGAUUCCGGAAACAGAACUCAGGAGCAUGAUGAAGAGUUAUCCUGAGACUGGUCAUCUCUAGAAAAAGAACGAAGUACCUGUUCGAAAUGAAUCGGUGACCAAUGUUGGAACCAUGCCGCUAAGACAUGUACUCGCAACAACUCGUGUCCAUUGAGAACUAUGUAUGAUAGCUGUCGAUUAUGCUUUGUCGUUAUCAAGUUUCUCCCUCAGACAGUUCAUUUUGACUGACUGGAUGGAGUCCGGAGGACACGCCAGAUGGCCUCUCUUAAAUUUUGAGCUACCCAGGCUCACGAAUUCUCUAGUCAUUGUCAAUAGUUUCCGCACAAUCUGAAGUGGCCAGAA
Molecule: messenger RNA, 2078 nt
Organism: Suillus bovinus
Lineage: Eukaryota; Fungi; Basidiomycota; Agaricomycetes; Boletales; Suillaceae
Product: cytochrome P450
Exons: 14
Coding region: 289-1797 (502 amino acids)
Molecular function (GO): iron ion binding; monooxygenase activity; oxidoreductase activity, acting on paired donors, with incorporation or reduction of molecular oxygen
Source: RefSeq, a predicted model, not a curated record